AUGCUGGACUCCUCGGUGGCAGAUCGGUUGACUCGGCUGACCCUGAAACUCCUGGAGAAGAAACUGAAGCAAGAGCGCGAGGAUGUGGAAGCGGAUUCUGAGGACCCCCAUCUCACGCCCGGAAAUGAGGAUGGGCCAGAGGCCGCCCUGCGGAGCGCUCUGAGGAUGAGGAAGGACCUUCUGCAGAGACUCUGGGAACAGCACCUCCUGGAAGAGGUCUCCCGGGCCCGUGCCUGGAGGGGGCUGGACGGAGGAGCCCGUGGGUCAGUGCGGCCCCCAGAGGUGCCCCCCGUGGGUGUCCACCCCGCUGUCUCCCCGGCCCCACCCACCCUGGACCCACCACAGAUCACCCAACACCCAGCACCCCCACCUCCCACCGCCAUCAUCCAGCAGCUGCCUCAGCAGCCACUCGUCGCACAGAUCCCCCCUCCCCAGGCCUUCCCCACUCAGCAGUCAGGAAGCAUCAAGGAAGACAUGGUGGCGAUGAUGCUGAUGCAGAGCGCGCAGAUGCACCAGAUCCUCACACAGAACCUGAUGCUUAGAGCCCUGCCCCCAUCAGCACUGGCGCCCGCGCCCCUGCGCCUCCCCGACCCGCAGUGGGCUCGCCCCGCCGCCCUGCGAGCCAAGAGGCAGAAGCCGCCCUCUGUGUACCACCAUUACCACUACGCGCCCCCAGCCCCGCUGCAGGCCAGCCCCACGCCUGGCUCCCCAGCGGGUUACUCCACGUGGCCCCCGGUGGUCUCCACCACUGCCCUCCCUCCUGCUGCCAGCUUCCUGCCCACCGUGUGGCACGUGGCCGGUCCCUCAGUGGCCGCCCUUAGCACGGCGGCGUCCGACGGUGUCCUCCCAACACAGGCUCCAGGCCUGUGACCCCACGGCGGGCUCGGGAGACACGGCUCACGAGCCAGGAGAGGAGAGGUCGACUGAUGUAGCCA
This is a messenger RNA of Mesoplodon densirostris (Blainville's beaked whale), 935 nucleotides long. RefSeq lists its product as uncharacterized. The coding region runs from base 1 to 870 and encodes 289 amino acids. The transcript is spliced from 9 exons. Lineage: Eukaryota; Metazoa; Chordata; Mammalia; Artiodactyla; Ziphiidae. The record is from RefSeq and is a predicted model, not a curated record.